Messenger RNA from Dictyostelium purpureum, 657 nucleotides. RefSeq lists its product as uncharacterized. Lineage: Eukaryota; Evosea; Eumycetozoa; Dictyosteliales; Dictyosteliaceae. The transcript has 2 exons. The record is from RefSeq and is a predicted model, not a curated record. The coding region runs from base 1 to 657 and encodes 218 amino acids.
AUGGAUAGUCUAGUUCACAAAUUUGAUAAUAAAAAGGUUUCGAAAAUUGGAGAUCCAAAGUUCCCCUCUCAUACCAAAAUGGAAGAUAUAAUAGGAAUUUUUAAUAAUACAUACAAAGGUUUAAAUUUACAUCUUAAUUUGAUUGAAGACCUCAUGAGUAUUUCUUUGGUUCAAGCAAAAAAAUUUAAUAGAAAAUACACUCAAUAUGUCAAAGAUUUGACUGUAGACUUCGAUCAAUCACAACAUGGUAUUUUAAAUCCUGGUAAAGACUACAAAAAUUAUAUUAAAAUAAGAAAUUGGAUAAGAGCAAGAGUUAAAAUAAUAAUGAAGGACAAUGACCUCAACCAAAGACAAAAGAAUAUUUUGAUUUAUAUUCUUUUACCAAUCUAUUACCUUCCAAAAUAUACAAAAAGCUAUAAUCCAGAUAAGCCACGUGGUGAAAAGACAUUUUCAAAGAUGGUUCUCAAUCUCUCAGUUAUGCACGCCAAAUGUAAAUUUGAAUAUGUUACUGGUUUCUAUGAUUGUCAUCAAAAAAAUUUAGCUGCUGUUCCUAACAUUAAAAAAUCAACAUCAAAAGAAAAUAUUUUAAAAUAUUGUUGGACAAUUAUCGUUCUCGUUAAUCUUUUUUUGUUUCUCUGGAUAAUUUUUAAAAUAUAA